AUGAAGCUGGAUACGGCCGUGGGCUGCGUGCUGGUGCUGACAGCUGUGGUGCUGACGGCGACAGGAGCAGUUCCUUUCCCCAAGCCCCUCGGGGUCCUCGCAGAUGCACAGGGCUGCCACUUGGCCCAGUUCCAGUCUCUGUCCCCACAAGAGCUGCAGGCCUUCAAGAGGGCCAAGGACACCUUUGAAGAGUCACUUUCCCAGAAGGCUUGGAGCUGCCGCCCCCGACUCUUCCCCAGGACCUGGGACCUGCAGCAGCUGAAGGUGUGGGAGCGCCCCGUGGCCUUGGAGGCUGAGCUGACCUUGACACUGAAGGUCCUGGAGGCCAUGGCUGACUCGUCCCUGGGGGACAUCCUGGACCAGCCCCUUCACACGCUGCGCCACAUCCACUCCGAGCUCCAGGCCUGUGUCCCAGCUCAGCCCCCAGCAGGCCCCCGGUCCCGAGGCCGCCUCCACCACUGGCUGCAGCGCCUCCACGAUGCCCCAGAGAAGGAAUCCCUCGGCUGCCUGGAAGCCUCUGUCAUGUUCAACGUCUUCCGCCUCCUCACCUGGGACCUGAAAUGUGUGGCCAGUGGAGACCUGUGUGUGUGA
Nyctereutes procyonoides (raccoon dog) is the source of this 591-nucleotide messenger RNA. Its product is annotated as interferon lambda-3-like. Bases 1 to 591 code for a protein of 196 amino acids. The transcript has 6 exons. Gene Ontology annotation, molecular function: cytokine activity. The record is from RefSeq and is a predicted model, not a curated record. Gene Ontology annotation, biological process: cell surface receptor signaling pathway via JAK-STAT; innate immune response; defense response to virus. Lineage: Eukaryota; Metazoa; Chordata; Mammalia; Carnivora; Canidae.